This is a messenger RNA of Perca flavescens (yellow perch), 2112 nucleotides long. It is a transcript of the gene wdr21, whose product is annotated as WD repeat domain 21. The transcript is spliced from 13 exons. Lineage: Eukaryota; Metazoa; Chordata; Actinopteri; Perciformes; Percidae. The record is from RefSeq and is a predicted model, not a curated record. Gene Ontology annotation, cellular component: Cul4-RING E3 ubiquitin ligase complex. Gene Ontology annotation, molecular function: protein binding. The coding region runs from base 424 to 2013 and encodes 529 amino acids.
AACGUCAGGCACUAUUGUUAGCAAUCAGCCAAUGAAUGACAUUUGGAGGCGGGAGAACAUGGCAGGAACUCAAUGUACAGCAGUUAGCUAGUUAGCUAGCUUGUGAGGGUUGAAACUGUAACAAAACAUCAGUUUAUUAAGAAAAUAAAGAAUGUUUACAUUCAACCGAAAGCCUGUUUAUUAACGUAAUAAAACCGUAUUCACGUUAACUCGUGUUUAAUUUCCACCAUUAGUAGAAAGGUGUCGAGAAAGAUGUGUAGUCAACGUUAGCUCAAAAAUGCUAAUGACUGCAGCUUGCUAACUUAGCUAACAAGUAAACAUGCUGCAUCAAGUAGCCUUACACACUCGUACACUUCGCUAGAAGUUACUAAUAGACAGCGUGGCGAGAGGAUCAUUAGCUACUUGUGGACUCAAACAGCAGGGAUGAAGAAGUGGAACUGGCAAGAAGGACAGCGACCGUACAGGCGACGAGGUGCUGGUCAACGCCAUGGUUGGUACAGAGGCAACCGGCAAAGGUCAACACAGGAUGAUCAGUGGUCUGGACAUAAUGAUGCAGGGCCAUCAUUUAGAGCAUCUCAGAGGAGAAAUGAAAACCAGUCUGCGUCUGUCUCGUCGUCCUCCUCAUCUUCCUCUUCUUCCUCUUCUUCCUCUAAUAAGACCAGCAGCGCUGCACCAGAGCUGCCUGGUUUCUACUUUGACCCGGAGAAAAAUCGUUACUUUCGCCUGUUGCCCGGACACAACAACUGUAACCCGCUGACCAGAGAGCAGUUGCAGGAGAAGGAAAGAGAGAAACAGAGAAACAAGAUGCUCGCGGAGGAUGAAAAGCCCAGAAAAAAAGCACCAAGAACAGGACUGAACUCUUCGCUGCUGCUGCAGAAAAGACACCUUGGCAUGUUACCAGAGAACUCCUAUUGCAGGCUGGUCCAUGAGGUGAAGGUCAGUGGAAUGAGACGCCACAAACUAGAGAUCCAGAGCACGGACAACAGCAACCCCAACACUGACAACUUCCGGCUCAUAGUGGGGGACUCUGCAUGUGAGCGAGUGUUCACAGUCAAUGAUGUAUCACACGGAGGCUGCAAGUACGGCAUCAUGAACUUCAGCAGCAGCAGCCGGGGAUCUCUGUCUGUGGAAAUGUGCGACAACCUCUACUUCACAAAUCGCAAGGUGAAUUCCAUCUGCUGGGCCUCGGUCAACUACCCAGACUCCCACGUCUUGCUGUGUCUGGUAGGAGCGGCAGACACCCCCGGCUGCGUCAGUUUACUUCCUGCUUCCCUCUUCAGCAACUCCAACCCAGACCAGCCCGGGAUGCUGUGUAGCUUUAAGAUAUCGUCAGCCUGGUCUUGUGCUUGGUGCUUCAACCCCCAGUUUGACAAGACGUUUAGCACUGGCCUGUCUCGUAGAGUGAUAGUGAAAGAUGCAGAGACGGGCCGAACGCAGACGUACAGCACCGGUAGCGAUGUCUUGGCCCAGCAGUUUGCCCUUAGGGUCCCCGUUCUGUUUAACGGUUGCCGAUCAGGAGAGAUCUUCAGCAUUGACCUGCGGCAGCGCGGCGGGCGCAGGGAUCAAAGCUGGAAAGCCAGCCGCUUCCAUCAAGAAUCAGCCAUCACCUCCGUACGCGUCCUGCAGGAUGAGAACUACCUGCUUGCUGCCGACAUGCUGGGCCAGAUUAAGCUGUGGGAUGUGCGAGUGACUAAGGCAGUGCAGGAGUACAAAGGGCACUAUAAUGAGCACGCCUACCUUCCCAUCCACGUCAAUGAGCCUGAGGGGCUUGUGUUGGCAGUCGGUCAGGAUUGCUACACAAGGUUAUGGAGCCUAAAAGAUGGCCACCUACUGAGGACUAUCCCAUCCCCCCACCCGACCGCAAACGACCUGAUCCCGAGCGUGGUCUUCUCCUCCAAGUUGGGCGGCUGCAGGGGGCUCCCCGGCCUGCUAAUGGCCGUCAAACACGACCUUUACUACUUCCCAUACAGCACCGACUACCAGGAAGGAGGAGAGCAGCCGGCCAGCUAUUAGGAAAAUGAAGAAUGCUUCUUCUCGCAAAUCAUUCUUAACCCUUGUGUUGUCUUCCCGUCAAAACACUUAUUUUUUUCCAGUUUGUUUUUGCUUUUUCCA